This is a messenger RNA of Labrus bergylta (ballan wrasse), 2235 nucleotides long. It is a transcript of the gene szrd1, whose product is annotated as SUZ RNA binding domain containing 1. Lineage: Eukaryota; Metazoa; Chordata; Actinopteri; Labriformes; Labridae. The record is from RefSeq and is a predicted model, not a curated record.
GUGACGUCAGAGAAGGGGCUCAGCUAACGCCACAGCGUGUCUGAGCAAAAUGAAACAUGGAUGAGGUCUCCGAAAGUUGGGAGGAAGCUGCUGACAGUGGGGAAAUGGAAAAACGGUUGGAAGAGAAACUAAGGAUCAGCCAAAAAGAACGGGAGUCCAGCAAUAAUGCUCCAAGGACCCCAUUGAAGACCACCAUGGUGAUACAGGAUGACUCUCUGCCAGCAGCUCCCCCACCUCAGAUCCGUAUUUUGAAGAGGCCCGUGAAUAACGGCUCGCUGGGAUCCUCUCUGAAUCAGAACAGGCCCACACCACAGGUCAAGUCUCUGGCCCAGCGGGAGGCAGAGUACGCUGAGGCCAGGAAGAGAAUACUGGGCAGCGCCUGCCCGGAAGAGACGCCUCAGGACAAACCCAACACUGACAGGUCAGGCCGCAAUAACUCCACACUGCCUUCAGAGGACACCAGAUCAAACAAUAACACUGUCGGGCAGCCACUUGGCCCAGACGGCACCCAGGGGUUCCGACAGCACAGAUAAGUAGGGCCCUGGAGCCACCCAGCCAUUAAGGGGAGCGAGAUCGAGGCCCACCUGAGAGCAAAGACAGCACUUGUGUCUUAAAAAAAACUUCCUCCUUAAACUAGCAGUCAUGUGGGACUUUGAGGGAGCGAGGAACUCUGGGGGGGAAGUCAAAUGGAAAUGUGCUGCCCUCUCUCCCCACUCCUCCUGUCGGUUUGACACUGUGAUUAUGAACUUCUUCUGGACUCACUGUGAUGAUCCCUUUAAGCGGCGGCCCCUCACCUUCACCUCUCUCCUCCUUCAGUGCCCAGCCGCGUUUCAGGAUUCCCAUGAGGCUGAAGCAAAGACUUAAAAAAGGAGGGCAAAGAGAGGACGAGGAAUUUUGGGCCAUAGCAAAAUGAGAUGAGCUGGUACUUUUCGGCAGCAGCAUCUCCUCAGCAAUAAUACAAGGCAUCACUUCUCACCCCUCUUCAUAUGUUUUUAGGUUUUCAAGCGCCGGCUGACUAAGUUUUUAUCUUUUGUUUUUCUCGCUUGUCUUUAUUGAAAUAUAUUAGGGAUACUCUGAUAUCUACAGAAGUACAUCAUAUCACACAGACACCACUAGUAACAUGUUAUAUCAGUACCACAGUAUUCAGGAUACAAAACAAACACCCAACAGCUGCAGUUUUAUUUGUUUGGUGGUUAAGUAGUCUCAAAAAGCAGAGUUUUAACCUCUCCUGAGAAAACAUUCACAUUGGGCUGCAGUCAUCUCACCUCUUAUUCUGAGUGCAUCACUAUUACCUGCCUAAUUACAGAGCUGUAGGCGUUAUCAGGACAUCCCUAAUAUAUAAAUUGUCAUUUGUUUUAUAAUCCGAGGGUAUGGGGAAUGUUUGUCGAGGUUGUUUUUUUUUUUUUUUUUUUUUUAUCCGAUGUGUUCUGUUAAUGUUUUUGUUUUUGUUUUUUUUGAUUGAGCUUUUAUGGCUGUCUUCCUUGGACUGUCACAUUAUUAUUUCUAUUUAAAACUAAAGGGAGAGGAAAAAUGAGAUUGGAGAUGUAAUUCAAUUUUUACGUAGCUUUUCUGCCUUUUGUACGAGAUUGGCAGCGAUGUCAGAGCAGUAUUUUAAUAGAAAACAAACCAAAAUCCCCUUUUUAAAAUCGACCCAUGUGUAUAUACAUCAGUUAAUGAAGAUGUCAUUAUGAGAAGGUGGUGGUUGGCAGAAAGUCACGGGAAGGUCAGUCGGGGGGGAUGAUUGGACUGCUGUACUCCACAAGCCUCUUCAUCAUAUCUCCACGUUGUCAGCAGGUGUGCUCGUCUCUUUGUGUCCUUCCCCGACGCUCUGUGCGUAGCAGCUCGGGUGCAAAGGACGGCAAGACUGAAUGAAUGAAAUGAACAAGGAUUGUAUUUUCUCCAGACAGUUUGCCGCUCAAACAGAAAAUGUAUUAAACCUCGGGUCGGCACUUUGUUUUAAACAGUGCUAUUCAGAGUGUGCAGUGAAAUGUAACUGAAGAUAUCCCACGAUGAAUGAAUGCCAGUUUUUUAUAUUUGUGUUUGACUGUUGGCAUGUUGCUGUUGCAAGAAAGUCCAAACGGUUGGUCCGCUGCUGAAGUGGAACAUGGAGACACAGCUGUAUAUGCGACUAUCUGGCCGACCAGAGCCAAUGUGCCCAAAACUUAUUACUUAAGUUGUUCACCUUUUUCAUUUGUCCAGAGAAGAGCUCUAAAUAAAGCCAUAUUCAGUGGUGCA